Messenger RNA from Polistes dominula (European paper wasp), 937 nucleotides. It is a transcript of the gene Vps37B, whose product is annotated as vacuolar protein sorting 37B. Gene Ontology annotation, cellular component: ESCRT I complex. The record is from RefSeq and is a predicted model, not a curated record. Gene Ontology annotation, biological process: protein targeting to vacuole; ubiquitin-dependent protein catabolic process via the multivesicular body sorting pathway; protein targeting to membrane. Lineage: Eukaryota; Metazoa; Arthropoda; Insecta; Hymenoptera; Vespidae.
ACUACAUUUCCUUAAUCAAAAUAUAUAUAUGUAAUUACUUUCUUAUUGUAAUAUCAAAAUACAGAAAAUAAAAAUUUCUAAAGACUGUUUCGAAGUGACUUUCGAGUCACUUGAAUCGUGUCAAGUUUGAAGACAAAUUUAUAUUACACAGUAACUAUUUUUAUGUACAAAUUGAUCAUUGAAAAAGGAUAAAUAUUGCAAAAUGUAUAAAUCGAGUCAAGAACCAGAUAUACCUGCUGCGUUAGGUUUGUUAACGCAUUUAAGUAACGAAGAGUUAAAGGAUAUAUUAAACGACGAUAGCAAAUUUGAAGACAUUGUUAAGGACAUAAAACAGUUUAAGGAACUUGAAACGGAAAAAGAAGUACUUAUGGCAAGCAACAGAUCGUUAGCAGAAUUUAAUCUUUCUAAACAACCAGACUUGGAAGAAGGUAAACGAAUGCUAAAAGAACUUAGCGAAAAAGGACAACAAUUAUGUCUCAGUAUUAAGGAAAAACUCAAUGAGAUUAAAGAGAGAUCAGGAAGUAUGACAGUUGACACGGCAUUAGACCUUUUGCAGGCAGCUACAGCAGAAAUCGAGGAGGAAUCGGAGAAAACAGCAGAAUCAUUUUUAGCCGGCGAUUUAGAAGUGGAUGAAUUUUUAGAACAAUUUUUAUUGAGAAGAAAAUUAAUGCACUUACGUAAAGUUAAGGUCGAUAAGAUCAGAGAAAUAAUGCGAAAAUCAUCGCAUACUGCACCUUAUUUUUCUUCAAACUUUCCUGGAAUUGCACCCUCUAUAUCAUAUCCAACGGGACCUGUAUCGAUGCCGAUGCCCUUACCAUCUGGUCCUUCUCUUUAUAGGCCAUAUUGAAUGUGAAUUGUGUACAUAAUACGUGUAUGAAUAUUUGUUUUACUUUUUAAAUACAAAAUAAAAUUAUAAUAUUUUCCAGAAAAUGUGGAU